Molecule: messenger RNA, 6621 nt
Organism: Lutra lutra (Eurasian river otter)
Lineage: Eukaryota; Metazoa; Chordata; Mammalia; Carnivora; Mustelidae
Gene: EDEM3
Product: ER degradation enhancing alpha-mannosidase like protein 3
Exons: 20
Coding region: 219-3023 (934 amino acids)
Biological process (GO): mannose trimming involved in glycoprotein ERAD pathway; carbohydrate metabolic process; endoplasmic reticulum mannose trimming
Cellular component (GO): membrane; endoplasmic reticulum
Molecular function (GO): calcium ion binding; mannosyl-oligosaccharide 1,2-alpha-mannosidase activity
Source: RefSeq, a predicted model, not a curated record
UGGGGGAGGUGCUCGGGGCUGCUGAGGGCGGAGGGCGGUGGCAGCGCUGGCGCUGGGGACCGGCUCUGUGGUUUCGGGAAGCAGAUCGGCGACGGCUGCCGCUCGCGUAGCUCCGCAUCCCGCCCUCGGCACGGCUCUCAGCCUCCUUGCCACCGGCGUCCGGCAAUGUGUCCCACCGGCCGGGCGUAGCCGCUGCGCGUGCGCGGAACCGUGGGGCCAUGAGCGAAGCCGGCGGCGGCCGGGGCUGUGGGUCCUCGGUCCCCCAGCGAGCGCCAUGGAGCCUGGUGGCGGCGACGGCUGCGUUCUGCCUGGUGUCGGCCACGUCCGUGUGGACGGCGGGGGCCGCGCCCAUGAGUAGGGAGGAGAGACAGAAGCUUGGGAAUCAAGUACUGGAAAUGUUUGAUCAUGCUUAUGGUAACUAUAUGGAACAUGCUUACCCAGCUGAUGAACUCAUGCCUUUAACCUGUAGAGGUCGCGUUAGAGGCCAGGAGCCAAGUCGGGGUGAUGUUGAUGAUGCCUUGGGGAAAUUUUCCCUGACACUGAUUGAUUCUUUGGACACUCUUGUGGUAUUAAAUAAAACUAAAGAAUUUGAAGAUGCGGUGAGAAAAGUUUUAAGAGAUGUUAAUUUAGAUAAUGAUGUAGUUGUAUCAGUCUUUGAAACAAACAUCAGAGUUCUUGGGGGUCUUUUGGGUGGACACUCAUUGGCAAUCAUGCUGAAAGAAAAAGGGGAGUACAUGCAGUGGUACAAUGAUGAACUUCUCCAAAUGGCCAAGCAAUUGGGUUACAAACUUUUACCAGCUUUCAAUACUACCAGUGGCCUUCCUUAUCCAAGAAUUAAUUUAAAGUUUGGUAUCAGAAAACCAGAAGCUCGGACUGGAACUGAGACAGAUACCUGUACAGCUUGUGCAGGUACCUUGAUCCUUGAGUUUGCAGCUUUAAGUCGAUUCACAGGAGCAACAAUAUUUGAGGAAUACGCAAGAAAAGCUCUUGAUUUUCUCUGGGAAAAAAGACAACGAAGUAGUAAUUUAGUGGGUGUGACUAUAAAUAUUCAUACUGGAGAUUGGGUAAGAAAAGAUAGUGGAGUUGGAGCAGGGAUUGAUUCAUAUUAUGAAUAUCUAUUGAAAGCCUAUGUCUUGCUUGGAGAUGACAGUUUUCUGGAAAGAUUUAAUACACACUAUGAUGCCAUAAUGAGGUACAUUAGCCAGCCACCUCUUCUGCUUGAUGUACACAUCCACAAGCCAAUGCUGAAUGCUCGAACUUGGAUGGAUGCUUUGCUUGCCUUUUUUCCAGGUUUGCAGGUCUUAAAGGGGGAUAUUAGACCUGCUAUUGAAACUCAUGAAAUGUUAUAUCAGGUGAUAAAAAAACAUAAUUUCCUACCAGAGGCAUUUACCACAGAUUUCAGGGUACAUUGGGCUCAACAUCCUUUAAGACCAGAAUUUGCAGAAAGUACCUACUUCUUGUAUAAAGCUACAGGAGAUCCUUACUACCUUGAAGUAGGGAAAACACUUAUUGAAAAUUUAAAUAAAUAUGCUAGAGUGCCUUGCGGAUUUGCUGCCAUGAAGGAUGUUCGUACUGGAAGUCAUGAGGACAGGAUGGAUUCUUUCUUCUUGGCUGAGAUGUUUAAGUAUCUUUACCUGUUAUUUGCUGAUAAAGAAGACAUUAUUUUUGAUAUAGAAGAUUACAUCUUUACAACAGAAGCUCAUCUGUUACCUCUUUGGCUCUCUACUACAAAUCAAAGUAUCUCUAAGAAGAAUACAACUUCAGAAUAUACAGAACUGGAUGACAGUAAUUUUGACUGGACUUGUCCAAACACUCAGAUUCUCUUUCCUAAUGACCCACUGUAUGCUCAGAGUAUUCGUGAACCCUUGAAAAAUGUGGUGGAUAAGAGCUGUCCUAGAGGCAUCAUCAGAGUCAGAGAGGAGAGUUUCAGGAGUGGAGCUAAACCCCCUCUGAGAGCCAGAGAUUUCAUGGCCACUAACCCUGAACAUUUAGAAAUCUUGAAGAAGAUGGGGGUGAGUUUGAUUCACCUCAAAGAUGGGAGAGUCCAGUUGGUUCAACAUGCAAUCCAAGCUGCUAGUUCAAUUGAUGCUGAAGAUGGGUUGAGGUUCAUGCAGGAGAUGAUUGAAUUGUCAAGUCAGCAACAGAAAGAACAGCAGCUUCCUCCACGGGCUGUACAAAUUGUUUCCCACCCAUUUUUUGGCAGGGUAGUGUUAACUGCUGGACCAGCUCAGUUUGGGCUAGAUCUGUCUAAACAUAAAGAGACAAGAGGAUUUGUUGCAAGCAGUAAACCAUACAACGGUUGUUCAGAGCUUACUAACCCCGAGGCAGUGAUGGGAAAAAUCGCUUUGAUACAAAGAGGACAGUGCAUGUUUGCAGAAAAGGCUCGCAACAUUCAGAAUGCUGGUGCCAUUGGUGGCAUUGUUAUUGAUGACAAUGAGGGGAGCAGCAGUGAUACUGCCCCUCUGUUCCAGAUGGCGGGUGAUGGAAAAGACACAGAUGACAUCAAGAUCCCCAUGCUGUUCUUGUUCAGUAAAGAAGGAAGUAUCAUACUGGAUGCCAUCCGGGAGUAUGAGGAGGUGGAAGUGCUUCUUUCUGACAAAGCAAAAGAUAGAGAUCCUGAAAUGGAAAGUGAAGAACAACCAUCCUCUGAAAACGAUUCUCAGGAUCAGAGUGCUGAAGAGAUUAUGCCAAGUUCUCAGGAGGUUGGUUUGGUUGAUCAAGAGUCUCCUGAGGAAAGUUCUCUAAACUCAGAACCAGAAUCAUCAUCUCCAGCAGAUACGGACAAUGCUGCAAGCGUUUCUGCUUCUGAACAGAAUUCUAACCCCAUGGAGAACCAUGAGACUACAAGUCUUGAUGGUGAAUGUACAGAUUUAGAUAACCAACUCCAGGAACAAUCAGAAACUGAGGAAGAUUCCAAUCCUAAUGUUAGCUGGGGUAAAAAGGUCCAGCCUAUAGACUCCAUAUUAGCAGACUGGAAUGAAGAUAUAGAAGCAUUUGAAAUGAUGGAGAAAGAUGAACUAUGACUCACUAAAGAAUCUGGUGGUAGGUAUUUAAAAAGAAAAGGCAAACUGUGGUUCACAGACACCCUGAUACUAAGCAGGCUCUCUAGUGGGAGUCUUUAAGUAUGGUGAUGAGUAACCACGUUCUGACUGAGAUAGUGGUCAUAGGAAUCUGGAGCAUGCUGUGUUAGAACUGACCUUGCUUAAAACCGUCCCAUCCAAAAUGGAAACUCACAGUCCCUCCCCCACCCUGACUCCCACCCUGUGACAGCAUCACACCACCCUGCAGCACCUCAGGCCAGGAAAAGAUUGCUGGGCAUUCCUAGGAGCCAGACUUCUGUGCAGUCUCUGGAUAGACAAGAAACAAAUUCAGUUGAUGGUGGAGUGGAGAAUAGGAAUUUGUUAGUUUUCUAGUUAAGGAAAGCUUGACUUUCCUCGUUUUGGGGGUUAGAGGCUCUUUUGGGAAAAUACAUAGGAUAUUGUGGGCAUUCUGGUUUUGCUGCCUUCACAAAAACACUCAAAGUGACCCAAGUGGUUAUGAAGCAGAUGCGUUUAUGAUGAAAAUGGGCUUUGCUCAUCACUUCCACUUGCUUCAUCGUGAAACAAAUGAUCAAGAUGACUUGAUUUUUUUCCUCUCUUAACAGUGUCCUUUUCGUUUAAACCAAAGGUGAACCCAGUGUACUUUCUCAGUGAGUUCUCUGCAUAAAGGUUAAUCAUUGGGACCAGGUAAAAAGGUCAUAUAAUAUAUUAUGGAAAUUGGUUACUUAAUACUUAGGAAAAAUGGAACAAGGGAGAAACUAUAAUGUAAUAUGAACUUGCCAUUGGGCCUUCCGUAGGGAGAGCCAUGACUACUCUGAAAUGGAACUUAAAGUUCUAUCCUUGUCGGGUAAAUUAUAAAUCUUUUCCUGUUCAUUUCUCUUAGAGGUGAUUACCUCUAGCCAUCAGCCUUACUCCAUCCCAUGUUUAGUAUGCAAUUUGAGCCACAAGGGCCAUACCGCCAAUAGCUGAAUACAUUUUGUUCCAUUUUUCUAUUUUAGGGAGCCAUAAUGAAACUGUGGUAGUGAUCUAAAAAUCCUAGGGAAACUACUAUUUCUACAAAGAAGAAAAACUAUUUUUCUUCUUUGAAACUAUGGUUUCUAAAGAUGCACCUAAGGAAUCUGUCACAUUUUCUGUUUGAAUCAUGGUUUUUGAGUUUUUUUUUUUUUUACUUUUUUUUUUUUAACAGAUAUUCCUUUUGAUAUGGACUUGAAAAGUAAUCUAUGAUAACCUGUGUAAGAAACAUACACAGUGGCAACUAACAUAUAGCCAUAUAGCUUAAUGAGAAUUUAUUCCCCCCCCCCGCCUUUUUUUUUUUUUUUUGGUGGCAGUCUGGUGCUGGCCGCAUUUAAGUUUUAAAAUCUGUUGUUGAUACCCUGUAGACAGCCCUGUAGUUGAAAUCAUGGUUUUAUUCAUUUUAUUUAUUUUUUUUUAAACUUACUAAAUCAGUUCUAAAGGAGUAUUUGUGAGACUUAAUUUUCUUUCUCUUUACCGUGACAUUACAUAAUAAUCUUUUCUUAAAACACAGUUUUGAGGUACUGAUGAACUUAAACUGUAUAGGGAGCUGUUAAAAGGAGAGCAGUGCUGUAUUGUAGUUAUGUAUAUUCGUGUACAGUAUGUCUUAGAUCCCAAGUAAACAUAAUCUUUUCUAAGGGGAUAAAUAGCUGCUUUCAAAAAUUCCAACUAAAUAUAAUUGGGUCAAUGAAUAAUAAAACUAAUAGAGAAUUCACGUUUUAGGGGGAGGGCGGGGAAGAGUAGUAGUAUAAGACCUUUACUGGCCCUUAACUAAACCUGACACUAAAAUGGAUAUUUUAGUCUUUCUGCAUGUGAAAUUUGGUGUAAGAAGAUAGAACUAUAAUACAUACAGUAUACGGAAGGAUAGACUUAGUGCUUUGUUCAUAUUAAUUGCAAAGCUGCCAAAAUAGCUGAAGCUUAAUUACUUGACUUGCCUUGAUUUAUAGGACUGGGGCUUGGAGAAAAGGAGCAGAUGUUCCUCUAAGACUUUGAUUACAGAAGCCUUAUAUACAUUGAUUUGAUUUUGUAUUUGUAGCUCAGAGCCACUGUUGUCUAAAUUCAACUUUUCUAAGUUAACAAAACAACAUGGUUUUUUUUUCCCCCCAGCAAAGAUCUCAAGGUAUACAAGAGCCCCCUUAUUACUUUCUCUGCCAUUGGCCAUUAGGGGGAGUUGUUGCCAUUCAUUGAAGUCUAGAAGCAGAUUGUUCGCUUUUUUUAUAAAAGUGAAUCCUUUAAAAAAAAUAAAUAAAUAACAAGUUACACUUAACACCCAGAAGGAAUCAUAUUUGAUUUUUCCCUAUUUGAGAAGGUGUAAUGUUCAGCUUCAGAACUCCCAACAUUAUCAUUAACAACACAUUCUUAUUUGACGUACUGCCAUGAAGUUGUUUUUUGAGUUCAUUAAAAAAUUCCAACAGCAUUAGGUGUUUUUUUUUUUUAAUGUUUUGUUUUUUAAAUACCUUUGAUAGAUGUUUUAUUUACUUCCUAAAUAUUCAGGGGAUUCUAUGAGACCCUGAAUUUUAGAAACAUCUGGUCUACCUCAGUUAAAUGUUGACUGCAUAGAAACAGAGCUGAAGUGAUCACCACAGCCAUAAAAUUGUUGGACUAAGAAGGAUUUAUACAAUGUUUACAAACCUGCAAUCAAGUAAGGAUUUUAUCUGAAAGUGAAAAGUUAGAUAUUAGAGCAAGUAUUUAAUUCAGGUAUUUUCAAGUUUUAAAACUUAGCUUGUUUACCUAACUAAAAAAUAGCUGUAGCUUUUUCUGCUUAUGAAAGUCUAUUAAAAUGAUACACCCUAAUUUGCAAUAAUUUUCCCAUAAAGUAGUUGUGACAGAAUUGUAAUUUACUGGAUAUGUUUAGGAUGGGAUAUUUUGUUGGGUAGGUUUUGUUUUUUUUCUUUUUAACCUUUAAUAGGCUUCCAACAAGAAUAUAACUGUUGUUUCAGAACAAAUUGUUUUUUGACAUUAUACUUUCCCCUUUUUCUUCACAGUAUUAGAGAGUAAAAUGAAAAAUUGUGCGCUCUCUGGUUUUAAUUUCUAAUUAUUCUUUUGAGAAUUUUUUAAAAAUUUAAAUUACCAUCAUAGCCCUUUUAACAAUAAAACCAGCAUUUGUUCUCUCACCAAACCCCAUGCCAGAUUCAUCAUAAAGGAAGCUCAGCAUAAGUAAUUCAGAUAGUGCUUAUAAUUUUGGAAGUGGGGGGUGGGGGGGGAGCUGAUUUAGUAAAUAUUCCAACCGGUCGUUUUAUGCACAAGGCUUCAGUCAGAACAUAGAAAAAAAAACAUUCUGUGAAUGAAAUAUUGUAUGUUCAGAUUUUAUAAAAGACAUUUUUAAAAGCCCAAUUUACAGCCGUAUAUUUUCUUAUGAUGUAAUUUAUGAAAAAGAUGUCUGUACUAACAGGUGCUGUAACACUACUGUUGUUGGAUUUUGUUGUUUGGUGAUAAAUGUAUACAAUAUUUCUAAGGGAAACUAUGUACUGUGAUGUAAAAGUCUGGGCAAAAUGUAUAUAAUCCUUGUAUAUAAUUGUGUAUUUGAUUAUAAUUACUGAUUGUAAAGAUUUAAUAAAAUAUGUAAAUAUUC